This is a messenger RNA of Cydia pomonella (codling moth), 4994 nucleotides long. RefSeq names its product rho GDP-dissociation inhibitor 1 (gene RhoGDI). Gene Ontology annotation, biological process: Rho protein signal transduction. NCBI's taxonomy places the organism in Eukaryota, Metazoa, Arthropoda, Insecta, Lepidoptera, Tortricidae. The transcript is spliced from 5 exons. The record is from RefSeq and is a predicted model, not a curated record. The coding region runs from base 174 to 782 and encodes 202 amino acids. Gene Ontology annotation, molecular function: protein binding; Rho GDP-dissociation inhibitor activity. Gene Ontology annotation, cellular component: membrane; cytoplasm; cytosol.
CUCUGUGGCCGGAAGCAUCUCGUCCGUCAUUUUUGAUCUAUAGAUUUUACAAAUCCUUGUAAAUUGCAUUGAUAGUUUUUGCGAUUAUUUAGUGAUUUCAUUGUAAUAUAAUUAGUUUUUGCAUAGCAAUAGGCUAGUUUCCUUAGUGUCUUCGAGAGGUACACGAAAAAACAAUGUCUGGUGAACCUGAGGUAGCACACACACCAGAGGGUGAGGAGGAGGAAAUCAAGUCCACCUACAAACCUCCCCCGGAGAAGACCAUUGAGGAGAUCCUGGCAGCGGACCAGGAGGAUGAGUCCUUGCGGAAAUAUAAGGAGGCUCUGUUGGGGCAGGCGCAGACCGGAACUGUUAUUGUUGACGCCUCGGAUCCCCGCAAGGUGAUAGUGAAGAAGCUGGCGCUGUGCGUCGUGGGCAGAGACGACGUGGAAUUGGACCUUUCUGGAGACCUUACUGAUCUCAAGAAACAGGUGUUCGUCAUCAAGGAGGGCGUGCAAUACCGGAUAAGGAUCGACUUCAUCGUGCAGCGGGAAAUUGUGCACGGCCUCAAGUACGUCCAGAAGACGUAUCGGCUCGGAGUACCAGUGGACAAAAUGACCCACAUGGUCGGCUCGUACCCCCCAAAAACCGAGAUCCAAUCCUACACCACGCCCCCCGAGGACGCGCCGUCCGGCAUGAUGGCGCGAGGCUCCUACACCGUCAACAGCCUCUUCACGGACGACGACAAAAACGUGCAUCUGCAGUGGGAGUGGAGCUUCGAAAUCAAAAAGGACUGGAAAGACUAAGCUUGGUAAGAGACUGGAUUGAAGUGCCAUUGGGAUUGUGGUUCGAUUUUGAUUAUGAAAUGGGAUUACGGGAGAUUCGGCUAAAAAUCUAUGGAAUUAUGUACACAAAGUAAUAUAAGUAUGCCUAUAGUUGCGUUUCUGUCGCUGCUAUCUCAAUCAAUAGAGAAAUAAAUAAGCGUAGAGUGCUUACUAUGUUCAUCAGUUUCCUUACUUAAUAAUAAUGAGCUAUAUGCUCCAGGGGUGGAAGUGAAACAUGCAUAAGACGCGAGUUAGCAGUGGCUGUUAACAGCCACUGGGUAAGAAGCGGCGUACACGUCACGACACACCUGACCCGCUCAUACCGGUGUUGCUCCUGGUGGUCUUUACGACGACAGUUUCAGGGGCCCAUUUAGUGGUACCCGCCUGCCUCGAUAAGUAGUGAAAACAUUGUUAUAGUAGGUGCCCGGACGUCUUUGCAAUAACCCAGUCUCAUUGUCCACCCAAACUUCAAUCCAUGGACCGUUAUACUGUUCACUUUUUCUACAAUAGUCCCAAUGCCUGCUGCGACCGGUUCAUGGGUGUCUAUUGUUGCGCCUGUGAAUUGGUUGCAGCAGGCGUUCUAAAUGACACUAAAGCUCUCCCAGAGGCCUCUACGUGUCUAUAUCCCCACGCAAGCCUAUCAAAAGACCGGAAUUUAUAGGCCCGUGAAAUCCAAGGUGAUACAAAUAACAAUAAGUUGUAUAGGUAUCGUAAAACAUAUUAUGAAUAAGUUUUGAAACUCGCUUAAAUCUUAUUAUAUAUGGGUAUUAUCUAGGAGUGGGCACUCCAAGCUUACUUAUUUCUCUAUGCUUGAUCUGAGUAUAUCACUCAUGUAAUUCAUAGUUAUAUUAUAUUAAUCUAGAUGUGGCAUGUAGCCAGGCAAGCAUUUUCUAUUUGUUCCGUAUAAUUGUGAAAUCCUUAUAGAGUUCAUACUUGGACAAAAGCUACCAAUUGCAAUUGAAAGUGCUUAUUUGAAUAUUCCUGUAUUGGGCACUCAUGUGUUAAAUGAAAUGGAUUAUAAUGGUAUUUUGUCUAAAAUGUGUGAUGGCAUUUUAUUUGUAAGUUGUGUCUACUCUCCCGUUCUCCCCUAGGCCAAGAAAUUCCAUUUUGAAAUUAUACCCAGUAUAUAAGUUUCCUUCAUGUUACUUUUAAAUGCCCAAUUGGAUACUUAUAACAAUCCAGUACCCGACUCUUAAGCGGUCUUCACAUUAGACGCGGAUUCGCACGCCGCUCCGGUGUGCGAGCGGGACAUCGCUAUAUACGCUGUCACGCUCAUACACCGGAACGACGUGCGCAUCCGCAUCAGUGUGUUAACCGCGUUAGACUUGUGUCGUUAUAGGUGGCUGACUGAAAUAUUAAAUAUUGACAAACUUAAUAUGUAAGAGUCACUAGCUGUAUCCAUAUUUCAUUAUUUUCUACUUAAGAAAUUAAAAUUAAUAAAUUUCAUUCAGGCUUGACUUGAUCGAAUCGAAAUUAAGACUUAAACUUGCUAAAAUUUAGUCAGGUUUGGUCAAAUCAGUACUUAGUACUAAUCGCUAUUGAAAACCAAAUAUCGUACCCUCACUAAGCUAAAGUGUUUAAGAAAGCUUUGGAUUCGCUUGUACCUUUUUGAUAGUACCUUUAUACCUUUCAAUAAUAAUAUACAAAAUAAAUAUAUAUGUCCUUUUCCCUAAUUUCAGUAGAUCAUACAUGAGCCUUAUUGGAAUCACUAUUAGUAUAUGUAAAGUUAGAAGUAGAUUACGAAGAAUCCUACAAUAUUUUUGUACCUAUUAGAUACAUUCAAAUACUCAUACCCUAGUAUUAGGAGUAAAAAAGAUCGAUAUAUGCAAUGUAUUUACUUAUUGUCUAUUAAAAUACACUUGGCUAGUAAAUGGUAAAAAAAUACAAUCAGUGUUGAUUACAAUAUAAAAUAAAAAUUAAACAAAUCACCAUUAAUAAUAACUAUCAAAUAGCUUUUACUUUUUGCUAGCUGGGUCAUCACAAUAUGACUUUAAUUAUUAACGUAUAUACAAGUAUCGUAGAAUAAAAUAUAGUAUAACAAUGUUAUUAGUCAGCCCACUCGCUAGCGACACAAUAUGCUAUCAACUAGCAUUCCUUGUAAAAGCAUUUCAAGCCAAGCCGGUCUAUGCGUGAUGGUACAGUCAGAGAAAUAAUGUCAAGACUGACGUAUGAAUGCAUAAAGUAGUGGUAUGAGAACGUUAUUUUUUCGACUGUACUUGUAUGCGGAAAGAGCGUUGUCUCAAAGUUAUUGACGGUAUUAUAUAUAUUCGAUUACCGGUGUUACUGUGUAAGCAUAAAAUCUAUAUAUACAACGGGCUUACCGCUUAGUAGUACUGCUUUAAAGCAAAAAAAAAAACUAGUAUCUAUCUUAAAUUACUCUUUUACUGAGUGGACAACUAGAAAUUUGUUGGGUGAAAAAAUAAAUUGUAUCGUUUGGUGCUUACACAGUUCACCAAAAAUGUAGUAUUAAACGUAUAUAAGAACAUUGGUGCACCAAAAAAGCUAUAUUUUAGUGAUUCACAGUGCUUCUAACGCAAAUCAGUGCCAGUUAAUGUUAAUCAUGGCAAUAAUUAUGAAAGUAUUAAUGUAUGGAAGGGGUUAAGAAUUACUAACGAAACUAGCGUAUAGAUGAAGCAUUUUUGAGGCAUUACGCAAUUUUUGGUCUCCUAAAAGAUCGUUUUCUCUAGUUGUGGAGUAGACUUUGCAGCCAGGCUAGCACAGGAGAUAGACUACCCGUCCCUCUUUAAUUAAUACAGUUAAAAAAAGGCGGAGAAUCUAUCUCGCGGGUGAGAUACUGUCGCGCGCCUCCUGCGCUAGGCCUUCAAGUCCCAUAUCGUACAUCAAUAUACGCUAGUAUCUGUUAUUCUUAUAAGCGGGAGGUUUUCUUAAUAUUAGACCUUAAGCGUUUGCAAUAAAGUGUAUUAUCAAUUCUUAUUGGAGAGGCUGGUCACUCUGCAAUAAUUUCUCAAUCUUUCGUAGCUUGAGAUGUACCUAUGUGACAGUAGCUCUUCUUCUACAUUAGAAUUUCUCCUAUUUAACGUUCGAGGCCCAAGUUAAACUACUGUUUUACAUGCCGUUCCUAUGACUUAAGGUUUGCUCAGCUUUUUUUAAACUUUACAUUCUAAGAUAAUAAUGUGAAUAAGUGUAAUAAUUUUGGUCUUCCGAAAUGUUUGGUAUCUACACCUUUACUCUGGGCUUCGAACUUAACAAAAUACAAAAGAGGGUGCUCUACUGUAUAUCAUUCUGGUCUUAAUGUACAAUAACUUGUUCACCACUCAAAUUCGUGAUUUUUUUUACAAUUUAUAUCAUAACAAAUAAUUUGGUUAAAAGUGAUAAGGAAGUAUGUAUAGAUUACUUUUUAAUGGUAUCAUGGUAGAGUAAAACAUAGUUAUGGUUACCGGUGGCGUUGGUUUCAUAGUUAAACAGUAACUUACUCAACUAUUGAUACAAAUUAAAUUGAAAUUGACGGGAAGUCUAAAAAUUCAAUAAUUCAAACAUUAAAUCCUUAUCAAUAUUUUGAAGUACUUAUAGCUAAAUCCCGUGUUUUAACACUUUCGGUGCCAAGCGCCCCAUUUCCAAUACAAAAUGAUGAUGAUGAUGAUGAUACGUGUUCUUGGCAGUGAAUGUAACUUACUGUUUAUCUCAAAAUGAACGCCACUGUUUGUAACUUUUUUUUGCUAUUUAUGGUCAAUAUGCUUCAGACCCAAUGCUUGAUUCCCUUUAGUAUGGACGCAAGUAUCGUCUCGUUCUUAUCUGUAUAUUCUAUAAUAGUGUCUUAAAAAGACCAUGUCACCAUAAGAGGCAUAUUGCGGACCACUUCGUUCGUCUAUUUGCCUUAAUUGCACGUAAAUGCAGAGUGAUAGAGAGACAGAUAUUGAAAAUUCGAUAUUUGCGGUAGGCCCUCAGGAUAUCGUGUCAAAAUUGUCGUCCGUACCUUUUGACAUUUAUUUUUUUAGGCGAUUUAAAUGAAAUAUUUAGCUUAGAAUAGACAUUCACGGAACUCUUAGACUAGACGUGGGGUCACUUACUUCCUUUUAGUAUCUAUAGUUUCAAAUGUUUGGUCUAUUCUUAGUUUGUGCUAUAUUUUUGACGAUUUUUAUUUGUUACUUUACUGUAAUAAUGGAAUAUUUCAAUAGAUGUGUAAAGUUUUAUGGAAUGUAAUAGUUUGGCCAAAAAUAAAGCUUAUUUAUUCAA